UCUCCCCGGACCCUGCAUUCACUAUAUCUGGUCUCCCCGGACCCUGCAUUCUCUAUAUCUGGUCUCCCCGGACCCUGCAUUCACUAUAUCUGGUCUCUCUGGACCCUGCAUUCACUACAUCUGGUCUCCCCGGACCCUGCAUUCUCUAUAUCUGGUCUCCCCGGACCCUGCAUUCACUAUAUCUGGGUCUCCCAGGACCCUGCAUUCACUAUAUCUGGUCUCCCCAGACCCUGCAUUCACUAUAUCUGGUCUCCCAGGACCCUGCAUUCACUAUAUCUGGUCUCCCCGACCCUACAUUCACUAUAUUUGGUCUCCCACAGUACACAGAACAUGGAA
Molecule: messenger RNA, 336 nt
Organism: Staurois parvus
Lineage: Eukaryota; Metazoa; Chordata; Amphibia; Anura; Ranidae
Source: the annotation of a GenBank genome assembly